Messenger RNA from Aspergillus novofumigatus IBT 16806, 2099 nucleotides. RefSeq names its product glycosyltransferase family 31 protein. The record is from RefSeq and is a predicted model, not a curated record. The transcript is spliced from 2 exons. Lineage: Eukaryota; Fungi; Ascomycota; Eurotiomycetes; Eurotiales; Aspergillaceae. Gene Ontology annotation, cellular component: membrane. Bases 293 to 1777 code for a protein of 494 amino acids. Gene Ontology annotation, molecular function: glycosyltransferase activity.
CUAGGAUCAGCGGCCAGUCACAGGCCAAGGUAGUGUUGGUUCUUUUUUAGAUUAGAUUUUUUUCCCUUGUACCUUUUCUCAUUUCAAACUCACUAUUAUUAUUAUCACGGGCCUGCACACGCUUUCCUGCUAAGCCGCAAACAGAAAGAGCACUAAUGCAUGGCCGAUAGAUCAUCUAACAGGCGUAUUAUAUAGAAGGGACUGGUCCCUGACAUCUAUCGGUCUAGAUCUGACACUUUCCUGUUCUCCUGAAUCAGCGCGUCUCUUACAUGCAUUCCCAUGUGCCUCAAUAAUGCAACCCCGCGUCCUGACUGCGGCUUUUCGCGGGACAUUCUCCUUUGCGGAUCGCAUCUCCGAGUACUGGAAAUCAUGGCCCAAGAAGAGACAAAAGCACGCUUUGGUGGUCAUCGUGACAGUGUUUAUGUUUUGUCUUGGGCUGAAACUAGGAUCUGACCUGUUCUAUGCCCAUUAUUGGGAUCGGGCGACAAUAUCCAGCUUCCCGAAUACGCCCUACGUUGAUUAUUGGGAGUGGGAGACAACGUCCCGCUUCUCGAAUGCGCACGGCACCAAUGAAACCCAAGAGAACAGUGGUGGCGAUGACCUUUGCGACUCCUUCCCAUCAUACCACCUCUCGCGCGUUCAAGUUGUUCUCAAAAUCGGCAGUACAGAGCCUCCUAAUCGUGUUGAUACCCAUCUGGCCACUGUUACCCGCUGCAUAACUAACCUCAUUGUCGUCUCCGACCACGAGUCGGAAAUCAACGGUCAUCACGUGCACGAUAUUCUCGCAACUCUGCCAGAGAGUUUCUGGGGGAAUAGUCCCGACUUUCAGGCGUACAGCGCGCUCCAACGCGGCGAAGUCGAGACGGUCGGUGGUUCUCAGGGCUGGACACUCGACAAAUACAAGUUCCUGCCCAUGGUCGAACGCGCUUAUGAAAUGAAUCCCACUGCUCAGUGGUUUGUUUUUAUCGAAUCUGAUACAUACGUCGUGUGGGACAAUGUGUUUCGUCUUCUUGACCAGUUCGACCCGUCUGUUCCAUUAUACUUUGGCUCCCCGUCUCCGGGAAAGGACGGAUCUUUCUUCGGCUAUGGGGGUGCUGGGUUUGUGCUGUCAACUGCCGCGGUCCAAAGGCUGGUGGCUCGUAUGGCGGAAAGCAAUGGCGUGUACAGUCAGCCUUCGUUGAGUCAGCGCUAUAAGGGGCUGAUCGAUAAGGAUUGCUGCGGUGAUUCAAUACUUGGAUGGGCACUCUACCAAAGUGGAGUGAAGCUCUCUGGGAUGUGGCCGAUGUUCAAUCCACAUCCUGUGCAUGGGGUUCCAUUUAAUGAAAACCAUUGGUGUCAGCCGGUGAUCAGCAUGCAUAAAUUAUCCUUGGAAGAUAUGGCAGGGCUGGCGCGGUGGGAGAAUCAACGGGACCGAAAGCUUCCAUUGCUAUACGCCGACCUGUUCGAGUACACAAAAUUGGGCGCCAUUGACUACAAAACGGACUGGGACAAUGGCGACUGGGGCGGAUGGCAAGAACCGCCCGAAUCACCCGGCCAUAAGUCUGUUGAAGCUUGUGCGGAAGCAUGCCAUGAGCAUCCCCAGUGUUUCUCAUAUACCUAUGUCCAUUCUGGCCGCUGUGUUUUUGUUCCAUCCAUGCGACUAGGCGCGCAAAAACCCGCCACAGAAGACACGACCCUAUCAGCCGGGUGGGACCUGAAGAAAAUCAAGCAGUUCCGGGAUACCCACAAAUGUCAGCGACCUCAGUGGGUGAAGCCAAGUACGGACCGCAUCUUUUGACGAAUAUAUAUGACUACCUACCCUUGCUGCUACAGACCCUUCCCAUGUCGGCGAUCUCAUCAUAUUUUCCGAACAUCGGCGGACCUCGAUCUAUGAACCUGAUGACUACCCCUGAUGAACAACGUUAUUUGGCAACGAUCACGGACAUAAAUUUGUCUCAAUGCUAAACAGAUGGUCGGAGAAAUGGCUGCGAUAUAGGAAGAAUGCCCAAGGCACACAUCUAUUUUAUGUAUAUUAGAAGGAGCUGAUGCAUUCCAUGACGCAGCGCUUGCUCAGUCCUAGUUUAAAAUUUCCAAAAAAAUAAAAUAAAAUAAAAUAAAAU